Polyodon spathula (Mississippi paddlefish) is the source of this 2039-nucleotide messenger RNA. RefSeq names its product cytohesin-2-like. Gene Ontology annotation, molecular function: guanyl-nucleotide exchange factor activity. Gene Ontology annotation, biological process: regulation of ARF protein signal transduction. The record is from RefSeq and is a predicted model, not a curated record. The coding region runs from base 380 to 1588 and encodes 402 amino acids. The transcript has 12 exons. Lineage: Eukaryota; Metazoa; Chordata; Actinopteri; Acipenseriformes; Polyodontidae.
CGGCGCUUUGGCUGCCACCUGCUGUUUUUAACUGGAAUUGCACAUUUGCUUUGAAAUAGUAUUACCUCCUUCACUAAAAUGUCUUCCAGUGCGACUCCUCUACCAAGAUGGCCCGAUCCCCCCACCCGGCAGUCCCGCAUAACAGACGCUUUCUUUACCAAGAUGUGUUCCAGCUGGGAGUCCAAUCUGACUGGGUUUAGCAAGAUGGCCGCCGCUUGGCUUCACUCCACCGCUCCGUUGUCUUUCCAAUGAGGAUUUCAAAGGGAUGGGCGUAUCCCGUAUCCCCGUAUUCCCUUUGUUUCUAAGAGUGUCCGCGACGGGGCGUUGUAUAAAGUUUUAAAGCGGUUGAAUCCGCAGUGACUCGGGAAAGAGAACAGGGAUGGAGGAUUUAGAUUUUAUCCCAGGGGAUCUCAGCUCGGAUGAGCGUCUGGAGCUUGAAGAGAUUCGACGCAGGAAAGGAAUUCUGCUGCUGGAGAUCCAGAGACUCAAAGAUGAGCUGAGAGAGGCCAUGAUGGAAGUGGAGGGGCUGGAGAGCAACACAGAGGGGAGCAACGUUUUUUGGCAGAAACACCGGUCACCCAGCCAUGGUCGAAAAAAGUUCAACAUGGAUCCCAAAAAGGGUAUUCAGUUCCUGGUUGAGAACGAGUUGCUGUGCCACAUCGCUGAAGAAAUCGCUCAGUUCCUGUACAAAGGGGAGGGGCUGAACAAGACUGCGAUAGGGGAUUAUCUCGGUGAAAGGGACGACUUCAAUAUCCGAGUCCUCCACGCGUUUGUGGAUCUCCACGAGUUCACGGACCUCAAUCUAGUGCAAGCGCUGCGACAGUUUCUCUGGAGUUUCCGGUUGCCUGGAGAAGCGCAGAAAAUCGACAGGAUGAUGGAAGCAUUCGCUCAGAGAUACUGUCAAUGCAACCCGGGUGUCUUUCAGAGUACAGACACCUGCUACGUCCUGUCGUUCGCCAUCAUCAUGCUGAACACCAGUCUCCACAACCCCAACGUGAGAGACAAGCCGGGGGUGGAGAGAUUCAUCUCCAUGAACAGAGGAAUCAACGAGGGAGGGGACCUGCCAGAGGAGCUGCUGAGGAAUCUUUACGACAGCAUCAAGAACGAGCCGUUCAAAAUCCCAGAGGAUGAUGGGAAUGACCUGACGCACACUUUCUUCAACCCGGACCGGGAGGGCUGGCUCCUCAAGCUGGGGGGUCGCGUGAAAACGUGGAAAAGACGCUGGUUCAUCUUGACAGACAAUUGCCUUUACUACUUUGAGUACACCACGGAUAAGGAACCUCGAGGGAUUAUCCCGUUGGAGAAUUUGAGUAUCCGGGAAGUGGAAGAUCCCAGGAAACCGAACUGCUUCGAGUUGUAUAUUCCUAAUAACCGAGGUCAGCUGAUCAAGGCUUGUAAGACGGAGGCGGACGGCCGGGUCGUGGAGGGCAACCACAACGUCUACCGGAUCUCCGCCCCCACCCAGGAAGAGAAAGACGAGUGGAUCAAAAACAUCAAGUCUGCAGUCAGUGUGGAUCCUUUCUACGAGAUGCUGGCUGCGAGGAAGAAACGCAUUUCACUGAAGAAGGAGGAGCAGCAGCAGCAGUGAGAGAGGAGAGGAACAAAUAGACUUUAAAACUCGUCCUUCGUUCCAUGCCCCUUUCUUUCACACCAAGUAGCAAUCCUGGGGUACCCCCCCCCCCUCACAGACGCACCCCUUUUCCACUGGACCACAGUGACCACUAAUAUAAACCUCUUUAAGGCUGGAGGUACACAAGCAGUUUUUAUUGGCAAUUCUACAACGGAAACAAAGCAGUGGACUGUUCUGGCAAUUGAAAAAAUCGCUUGUAUAACUCUGACUUAACAGCCUGUAGCUUCCCUUUAUUUAAUGAUUUAUCUUUCUAUCUUUCUGUCCUGAUUUCUCUAUGAACUAUGGGGGGCAGUCCCUUUUUAAAAGCCCUCUUCGAUUCCGAGAUUGAGAAACGCUCGUUUUGAAAUAAAUACAGCCCCUCAGCCCCUCCUCCUCCGGCUAUCCCCUGCUUGAGAACCAACUUCCAAAG